Messenger RNA from Oryzias melastigma (Indian medaka), 4076 nucleotides. RefSeq names its product transmembrane O-mannosyltransferase targeting cadherins 1 (gene tmtc1). Gene Ontology annotation, biological process: protein O-linked glycosylation via mannose. Gene Ontology annotation, molecular function: protein binding; mannosyltransferase activity. Bases 219 to 2831 code for a protein of 870 amino acids. The transcript is spliced from 19 exons. The record is from RefSeq and is a predicted model, not a curated record. Lineage: Eukaryota; Metazoa; Chordata; Actinopteri; Beloniformes; Adrianichthyidae.
AACUCACCACUGGAUGACGUCACUCAUUCUCAGUCUAGCAUUCUAUUGGUCAGUGGGUGUGGUUUAUUCCAAGCGUCAUUGACGCUCCAAAUUCCUACGCUAAUGAUCGGCCGUGAAGCUAUCACUCCAUCUCUGGUGCGUUCACGCUCCGGAUCCCUCGGCGGCCGCUUGUCCUGAAGGAUGCCCGCUCCCUCCACCGUCAGCCCGGCGGCGCCGCGAUGGGUACCGGCCUGCAGAUGACUUCUUCGUGGCGAGAGAAGGCGGGUCGCGAGCACCCACGGCCGCUCCCCCUGAGCGCCGGCGCGCGCUACGCCGCGCUGGUCGCCGCGUGCGCGCUGUGCUACAGCAACUCUUUGCGCGGGGAGCUGGUCCACGACGACGUGUGGGCCAUCGUCAACAACCCGGACGUCCGCGCGGGGUCCAGCCUCCGCAGCAUCUUUAGCAACGACUUUUGGGGCAAAAAGAUGGCGGACAACACGAGCCACAAGUCCUACAGACCCCUCUGCGUCCUCACCUUCAAGUUGAAUGUCGUGUUUGGUGGCAUGACUCCUCUGUAUUUCCACCUGGUCAACGUGUGUCUCCACAUCUGCGCCACCUGCCUGCUCCUGUACACCUGUGAGCAACACGUCUUCCAGCAAGCACACCUGGCCUUUGUCACAGCCCUCCUCUUCGCCGUGCACCCGGUUCACACCGAGGCGGUGUCUGGCAUCGUGGGGAGGGCUGACGUCCUGGCCUGUGUGUUGUUCUUGCUCUCCUUUCUCUGCUACACCAGGAGUCUGGGGGCCUCCUUCUCUGAGGACUCCCUGCCUGGGACUGAGUCUCCGGCUGCCCUGCUCUGCAGUCUGCUGCUGGGUACCUGUGCCAUGCUGGUCAAGGAGACGGGCGUCACGGUGUUCGGCGUCUGCCUUCUGUACGACGCUCUGGUGCUGUGUCGCAAGCCCCUCAUGCAUCACCGCUCGGUUUCAGGACUGUCAGACCUCCUUCGUUUCUGCACCCCCCUCCUCAAGCGAGCCUGUCUGCUCUCUGCCCACGUUGCUUUUAUUUUGUCAGUCAGGCUGUGGCUGAUGGGUGGAUCCAUGCCACUAUUCUCAGAACAAGAUAACCCCGCCUCCUUUUCACCUCACCUGCUCACCAGAACUCUCACCUUCUUGUACCUGCUGGCCUUUAACGCCUGGCUGCUGCUGGCGCCGGUGGUCCUCUGCUACGACUGGCAGGUGGGAAGCAUCCCGCUGGUGGAGUCUCUGGGAGACGUGCGUAACGUGGCCACCGGGCUGCUGGUCGUCCUCAUGGUGGCGCUCUGCCUGCGCUGCGCCCUCACCCUGCAGAUGGAGGACGGCUGCGCUCCUGUGGUUGGAAUCCUGUUCUUGGGGUUUCCCUUCAUUCCUGCCAGUAACCUUUUCUUCAGGGUGGGGUUUGUCGUCGCUGAGAGGGUCCUUUACAUGCCCAGCAUGGGUUACUGCAUCCUGGUCACCUACGGGCUGGGUCGGCUCUGCUCCAUGGCAGCCGGGUGGAGCGCCACUCUCCUCCGAGGCUCCAUGCUCCUGCUGAUCCUGCUUUUCUCCUGGAAGACUGUUCAGCAGAACACCGUGUGGCUCUCAAGGGAGGCGCUCUUUCGCUCUGGAAUCCAGACUCUGCCUCACAACGCCAAAGUCCACUACAACUAUGCCAACUUCUUGAAGGACAGCGGGCGGCGCGAGGAAGCCGCGCACCACUACAACACGGCCCUGAGGUUGUACCCUCGUCACGCCAGCGCCAUGAACAACCUGGGCACGCUGACCAACAGCCUGGAGACGGCAGAGCAUUACUACAGGAAAGCUCUGGACAUCAACCCCCAACACAACAGGGCCCUUUUUAAUCUGGGAAACCUGCUCAGGACCCAGGGACAGGACAAAGAGGCUGAGGUUCUUCUGAGGAACUCCAUCCGCUACGGCCCACAUUUUGCAGAUGCCUACUCCAGUUUGGCGUCGCUUUACGCCGACCAGGAGCGAGUUAUUGAAGCAAAGGAAGUCUACAUCAAAGGUAUAGAGAACUGUCCGGACAGCUCCGACCUGCACAACAACUACGGGGUGUUUCUGGUGAACACAGGAGAAGGAGAGUUGGCUGCUGCCCAUUACCAGCGUGCAAUACAGCUGAAACCAGCACAUUACGUUGCCAUGGCGAACCUGGGUCGUCUUCUGCGAGCGUCUAAUGAGAACGAUGAAGCGGAGUCCUGGUUUAAACGAGCGCUGCAGAUAUCCAGGAAGGUGGAUGUCCUCACCCCCCUCGGAGCGUUGUACUACAACACAGGCCGCUUCUCUGAGGCCCUGCAGGUGUACAGAGAGGCAGCUGCUCUGCAGCCACACAGCACCGACAUCCUGCUGGCCUUGGCUCAGGUGUUGGUCAUGACCGGCCACAGCACAGAGGCCGAACAGAUGACGCAGGACGUCAUCUCCAGAGAGGGCGGCUGCAUCGAGUGUUACCGCCUCCUGUCCGCCAUCUACAGCAAGCGUGGAAACCACACCGAGGCUCUCCAGGCUCUGGACCGAGCUCUGCAGCAGAAUCCGGUUGAUCUGACGGUUCGAGCAGAACUCCAUUUCUCCAAAGGAAACCAGCUCAGAGAAAUGCAGCAGCUUGAUGAAGCCCUUGAGAGCUACAAACUGGCUGUGGAGCUGAAACCGGAUCAGUCCCAGGCCUGGAUGAACAUGGGAGGGAUUCAGCACAUCAAGGGAGACUAUGCGACGGCCAGAACCUACUACCAGCAGGCCUUGCUCCUCAACCCCUCCUCCAAGCUUCUGAAGGAGAACUUAGCCAAGCUGGACCGGCUGGAGAAGAAGACUGCAGGAGCCACAUAAGUUCUGCUCUGCCUUUCUGUAGAAGAUAGACAGACAGCAGACCUGCAUUCAGAAGGUGUUCUUCUGACAGAAGACUCUGCGUUUCACUGUAAGAAUGUAUCGAUGGGAGUGCUUUGUGACGUGUCUGCGUCACUUUGGGGAAACAAACUUGUUGUGUGAAGAAGACUCGGGACGUCGUCAAGGUUCCUGUCCAAACCUCAGACUGCAGGAGAUCUGCAGACGUCUUUGAUGGCGUUCCAGCCUUUAGAUGGAGCUGUGAGGACUCUCUGAAAGCACCAGCCCAAGGUUUGGAUGCUCUCAUUCAUCCUGACUCGAAGGUGUUUGCAGGUCAGAAGAUAAUGAAGGGACCAGUGCAAUAAAAGAGUUGCACAUAUGAAGUGAAGGAUGUAAAAGAGUUUGAAGUAUUUCUGUUGGUUUACAUUUUUUUUCAUUUAUUUCUCAAGGUGGUGGUGUGCGUAGUAAUUGCAGUGUUUGUAUCCUUUGAUUUACUGUCAUUUUUAGAUCAUUAACAUCAAUGUAAUUCCAGUAGAUUUUAAAGGGGAAAAGCGGCUCGUCGGAAUUAUGUUGAUCGUGUUAAUAAUUACAAAAUUACAGUAUGUUAACGAUUUCUGUGCUUAAGCGUCACCUGCGACGUUUAGGUUUUUAGCUCCAUAUUGAGAAAAAGUUUAAAUCGGAGAGAUGAUGACAGUGAUGUGAGCAAAAACAGAAGCAGGGGAUCAAAGUAAAGCUAAUGAUCAGACAGCAUGUGAGCGACACCGUCCUAGAGUAAAAAAUAAACGACUUUAAAUGCGAGACAGCAGUUUGAGAAGACCCAAAAAGAGAUUUAUUUAAGUGUACUACAAGUAUACUUAAUCUAUAUUCAGACUGGGCAUAUUUGGUCUGCUUAAAGUGAACCCUGAUGAUCCAAAUUAAGUUUUUUGUCUAAAUCAGGGGUGUCAAAUACAAAGGACUAAAAUCCAAAACACACCUUAGGUUUCGGGCUGAACAGGAUAAACAUUUAUUGAACACUCUAAAACUACAAUCUUUAAAACUUUUAAACUGUAACUUUUUCACAUUAUUAUGAGCCAGACAUAUAGCAUUACCUGUGAUAGUGCUAGUGUGAAUAAGCUGAAAUUAUCAGAGGAAGUUGCUUAAAUUACUGGCUAAAAACGCUGAAGUUGAUAGCUGAAAACACUGAGGCCGAUAGCUAGCUAAAAUAUUAGCUAAAUACCAAAUUAUCCUAAAAAAAAAUUAAAAAAAAAAAAA